Messenger RNA from Mollisia scopiformis, 2840 nucleotides. RefSeq lists its product as uncharacterized. Gene Ontology annotation, molecular function: DNA-binding transcription factor activity, RNA polymerase II-specific; zinc ion binding. Gene Ontology annotation, biological process: regulation of DNA-templated transcription. NCBI's taxonomy places the organism in Eukaryota, Fungi, Ascomycota, Leotiomycetes, Helotiales, Mollisiaceae. The record is from RefSeq and is a predicted model, not a curated record. The coding region runs from base 483 to 2648 and encodes 721 amino acids. The transcript is spliced from 3 exons.
UAAUAACGUGACCGUGUGCAAGGCUCACAUUCCAAGUAUUUUUAUCGUCUCAUCUCGCAAGACCACUCUGAGGUCAUAAAGGAAGCUCUAACAUUGCGAAAGGAAUUCUGUGGGCUUGGAUCUCUGAUCUGAAGAAUUAGCCGGCACGUGUCAGUUGGGAACAAAAUGCCAAUCAACCACCUACAAUGGGGUUUCGUGUGAGCUAUUCUUAAGCGGAAGACGAAAGUAAUACUCAUUGUCGUCUGGAUUCGAUCUCAUACCUACUUCUAGUUGUAUAAGAUGACUAAUGUUGGAACUUAACGCCGAACAUUCGUCCGUCGAAUUUCGUCCGAGCCUGCCAAAGCCUACUCCAAUUGUUGAGUACGCAACUAAACUAUGCCAUCAUUUGCAUUCCAAUUUUGAACAAACCAAAGUAUAGGCAUAAUCGACCAUUUGAAUCACUCACCUGCUUUUGCAAUAUACCUAGUCCAGUGAGGUUCAAGAUGUCGGAAUCGUCAAAGACCUCAGCUGUUUCUACUCCAAGAAAUGUGCGAAAAGGAACACGAAGUUGCUUCGAAUGCAGAUACCGCAAAAUUCGAUGUAUCUUUCGCUCAACGAACCCGUCAACGUGUGUUUCUUGCUUCUCACAUGGCAUCCGCUGUGCAAGCCAGAGAGAAUCUGAAGCUGCCCUCCCUUCCCAUGCCAAGAUGAAUAUAAGCGAGAGAGUUGCUCAGCUAGAGAAGGAGCUGGCAGCCAUACGCGAGCAGAGUGCAACCAACCCUCUUGAUAGUGGUCUACCAACAAGUGCAGCAAAGCAAGCCAAUGAGCUUCCGCGUUCUAUCAUCACUUUGAGAACUUCUUCAUUAGAGGUCCCAAUUCCGAAUAAUUCGUCCCCUGCGGGCAACCUUCCGAUACUUUCUCUAUUCGACAAUGCCAUUCUUGCUUCAGACCCGAGGAGUAACGCGAGCGACGCCAUCUCCAGGGAAUUCUAUACAGGAUCUCUGAGGCCCAUGCCAAUGGGAGCCGACAGCGCCACUCAUCUUAGGACUUCCAGACUCAAGAGAUCUGGAGUUUGUGAGGCUCUGACGGACAAGCUUCCGUCCCAUACAGCAAUGUACGAAGUUCUUGAGGCUGGUUCAAGGUGGUGGGACAUUGUGAGGAGGAUGCACCCUUACAUGUGUUCUGAGGAUACCAAGCUCUCGAUUCAAAGCUAUGUUUGCUGGGCUUUCAAUCAAGACAAUCCUGCCAUCAUUGGGUGUGCACUAUCUUGGAUAGUAUUGAGCCUCCAGUGCCUUCCAUCGGACUUUGACAAUAGCCAUCUUGGCUUACCAAUGACGGUUAACGAUUUGUCACAACACUAUCUUUCUAAUGUCAAUCGAUUGAUUGUGUCUGACGACGAGCUUGCGGUCUCUCUGGAAGGCAUCGAGUGUAUUCUGUUACAAGCCCACUUCUACGGCAAUAUAGGUCGGCCACGCAAGGCAUGGGCAGCAACUCGGCGAGGACUGUCUUAUGCUACCCUGCUAGGUCUACAUCGAUCAUCAUCACAAGUGCCGAGUACAAUGUCAGCACAUGCCAAACGACGAGAGAAUGCUUGGUGGCAUCUCAUAGACGCCGAUGCUCAACUCAGCCUUCUGCUUGGUCUACCCAAUUUCAUCCUACCCGCAUCGUGGGAUUCAAGACUCCACGAAUACCAUGAAGCCAACGGAUACUAUGAACGAAAACUUCCUGUCUUGAUGAAUAUCAUCAGCCAAAGGAACCAAGCGAGCAGCACCUCACUCGCCUCACUUUUGUCUGCAACCUCCCAAAUCGACCUGGAUAUGGAAGAACUUGCUAUCCAUCUACCACCGCUUUUAUCGGCUCAUGAUCUAUCAACUCGGAACGACCUGGAUUUCGCCGCACUUUACGAGAUUGUGGUGAAACAUGGUCGACAUUAUUCUACAAAAGUUUAUCUCCAUUUACCAUUCAUGCUUCAGACUCCGUCGGACAGCCAAUUUGAUUUCAAUCGGACACAAUGCUUGAAAGCUUGCUGUGAGAUGAUCGAGUUGUAUACUACCAUGAGGCGCCUGGCCGAUGGUAUAAUCCAUUUCUGUCAAAUGGUUGAUUUUCAGGCUUUCAUGGCAACGGUGAUUUUGAUUCUUGCUCUUUUGGGUUAUGGGCCUAAGUCGACACGGCAAGACACCAAUGAAGUCGUAAAGUACUCCAACUUGAUAUGUGAGACGGUGGGCGUCUUCCGAAGAGUGUCGGCAGAGCCAGACAAGGCUCUUGCUGCUCAGUGCCUCCAAGUUCUAGAAAAGCUUCAUUCGAUCGUCCAAGGUCAAUUCCCGAGAACUGACAACUCAGCCAAAUGCAAAAUCUUCAUUCCCUAUUUUGGAAUGAUACACAUCACCCCAGGGAGUUGCUAUGGAGCUUUGGAAACGAGGUGGGCUCAGCGCCCGGGCCAAUGUAGCGCGGCACCCACGGAGGAAAUCUUUGCGCCUCGAGAAGCUGGCGUCCAAGCACAAAAUACACGUGUCGAAAUUGAUAUCUUCAAUGCGCCAUUCUUGGGGACGUUUGCCCAGAGUACAGAUUCGACAUCUUAUUGCACAGAACCCGAUAAGAAUCCGUUCAAUGACACAUUGGCAAUGGAUCUUGAUCAAGAUUGGACUUGGAUGCUGAAUCACGACUUUUGAAAGAGAUUAAAUGGUGACAUGACGAGUCUAGUCUAUUGCUUGUCUGUCAGAAAAACAGUCUAUGAUGUUCUAGUCCCAGGAAAUUGGCCUCUAGUGUCUGCUCGUAUAGUAAUACAGAAAUGAAAAUAGAAUAUUGAUAGUCUAGUCCAGAGGAAGCCCCUUUACCUUGGCAUAGCCAAGAGAAUUCUUCCA